This is a messenger RNA of Synchiropus splendidus (mandarinfish), 2734 nucleotides long. RefSeq names its product transient receptor potential cation channel, subfamily C, member 6a (gene trpc6a). The record is from RefSeq and is a predicted model, not a curated record. Gene Ontology annotation, molecular function: inositol 1,4,5 trisphosphate binding; protein binding; store-operated calcium channel activity. Gene Ontology annotation, cellular component: cation channel complex; membrane. The transcript is spliced from 14 exons. The coding region runs from base 21 to 2654 and encodes 877 amino acids. Lineage: Eukaryota; Metazoa; Chordata; Actinopteri; Syngnathiformes; Callionymidae. Gene Ontology annotation, biological process: calcium ion transmembrane transport; regulation of cytosolic calcium ion concentration; manganese ion transport.
CCCUCCUCCUCCCCCCCAGCAUGAACCACAGACCGCCAGCAAGUCAACCAGCACAUUACGCUGACAGCCCUCGGGACAGAAGUAGGGACAACUUGCUGAUGUACGAUGACUUUUCUGAGGAAAACUCUUGUCCUGGACGCUGCCUCAGCCACUGGACCUCUGACAGACAACUCCUGGCCCGCGUCACCGCCUUUAAGCGCCGCCAGGCUCUUCGUGGACCGGCCUACAUGUUCUCCGCUCCUUCAGUCAGCCUCUCGGAGGUCGAGCAACGGUUUCUGGAGGCGGCGGAGUAUGGGAACAUACCGGAGGUGCGCCGCAUGCUUCGCCACGUGCCCAACUUGAACGUCAAUACCGUGGACUACAUGGGCCAGAAUGCACUGCAGCUGGCUGUGGCCAAUGAACACCUAGAGGUGACGGAACUCCUGCUGGGGAGAGCAGACCUGGCCAGAGUGGGAGAUGCUCUCCUGUUGGCUAUCAGUAAAGGUUACGUCCGUAUUACAGAGGCGCUUUUGGCUCACCCAUCAUUCAGAGACGCCCGUCGUCUGACGGCCAGCCCGGCUCAAGCUGACAUGCUGGAUGACUUCUACGCCUAUGAUGAAGACGGGACCAGGUUUUCUCACGACGUGACCCCGGUGAUCCUGGCCGCUCACUGCCAGGAAUAUGAGAUCGUCCACACGCUGCUAACCAAAGGAGCUCGCAUCGACCCCCCCCACGACUACUUCUGCGGCUGUGACUCCUGCAACUACCAGCAACAGUUUGACUCCUUCAGCCACUCACGGUCCAGGAUCAAUGCCUACAGAGGUCUGGCAAGUCCUGCUUACCUCUCCCUGUCCAACGAGGACCCGGUGCUGGCGGCGCUCGAGCUCAGCAAUGAGCUUGCCAUGCUGGCGAAUAUCGAGAAAGAGUUCAAGAACGAUUACUGCCGUUUGUCCAGCCAGUGCAAAGACUUUGUGGUAGGACUCCUAGAUCUGUGCCGGAGUACUGAGGAAGUAGAGGCCAUUUUGAACGGAGAAACCGACACUGAUGACGACUACGAACCACCCGGUCGUCCGUCUCUCACUCGCCUCAAGUUAGCCAUCAAAUAUGAGCUCAAAAAGUUUGUUGCUCAUCCAAACUGCCAGCAGCAGCUUCUGAGUAUCUGGUAUGAAAACCUCCCAGGCCUGCGACAGCAAACCACCGCUGUCAAGCUGCUGGUGGUGCUGGCUGUGUCCAUGGGACUCCCAGGACUCACCCUGGCUUACUGGGUCUCUCCCUGCAGCAGAGUGGGGAAGGUGAUGAGGAGCCCCUUCAUGAAGUUUGUGGCCCAUGCUUCAUCCUUCAGCAUCUUCCUGGGCCUUUUAAUCUUGAACGCAGCUGACCGUUUUGCAGGCACCAUUCUGUUAGCAAACAUGACCCACCAUCAUAUACCGGGACCCCAGCUUAACCGGGACCCGCUGCUGCUCUACAGGAUGACCACGACACCCUUCACUUGGAUGGAGAUCCUCAUCAUAUCAUGGGUUAUCGGUAUGAUCUGGGCUGAGGUGAAGGAGAUCUGGAGUCAAGGACCGGGGGAGUACUUUGUGGAACCGUGGAACUUCCUGGACUUUGGGAUGCUGGCUAUUUUCCUGGCUUCCUUCAGCUGCCGAUUCUCCGCUCUGAGACACGCUGACUUGGCCCAGACUUACGUAAACACACACUACAAGACCCUGAUAAACGUCUCGCUUCCCCCGGAGAUACACUACUUCACACUGGCGAGAAUCGACUGGUUGCCUUCCGACCCACAGCUGGUGUCAGAAGGUUUAUAUGCAAUCGCGGUGGUCCUGAGCUUCUCCAGGAUCGCCUACAUCCUCCCGGCCAACGAGAGCUUCGGCCCACUGCAGAUCUCCUUGGGGAGGACGGUCAAAGACAUCUUCAAGUUCAUGGUCAUCUUCCUCCUGGUGUUUCUGGCCUUCAUGAUCGGGAUGUUCAACCUGUACUCCUACUACAUGGGAGCCAAGCAGAACGACGCCUUCACCACUCUGGAGGAGAGCUUCAAGACUUUGUUCUGGGCUAUAUUUGGGCUCUCGGAGGUGCGCUCUGUCAUCAUCAACAACGGACACAAGUUUAUAGAGAACAUCGGCUACGUGCUGUACGGAGUUUACAACGUCACCAUGGUGAUCGUGCUGCUCAACAUGCUCAUCGCCAUGAUCAACAGUUCCUUCCAGGAGAUCGAGGAUGACGCUGAUGUGGAAUGGAAGUUUGCCCGCGCCAAACUGUGGUUCUCCUACUUUGAGGAGGGCCGGACCAUUCCUGCACCCUUCAACUUGAUCCCCAGCCCCAAGUCUUUGCUGGGCCUUUCCAAAGGCAUCAAAUCCCUGAUGGAGAGGUAUGUGAGGGGUCUGAACGAGGACAAGUCAGAGACCCAGCUCCACAAGCUUGGCGAAGGAAAAAGUUCUGAAUACAGUGGAUCCACUGGCCCAACCAGAUAUCAGAAGAUCAUGAAGCGACUGAUCAAGCGAUACAUCAUCAAAGCUCAGGCAGACAGAGAGAGCGAUGAGAUCACAGAAGGCGAGCUGAAAGAGAUCAAGCAGGACAUCUCCAGUCUGCGGUAUGAACUUCUGGAGGAGAAAGCUCAGAACAUGGAGACGCUGGACGGCCUUCUGAAGCGUCUGGGAGAGAUCAGUACCACCUCGUAGCCGUCUGUUGUCCACCACUGAAUGAAAAUUCAUUUUAUCGUCUGCCCUUCCUGGUUUGACUCUGUAUUGUGCCAAUAAAA